Agrilus planipennis (emerald ash borer) is the source of this 6288-nucleotide messenger RNA. RefSeq names its product protein madd-4 (gene nolo). The transcript has 17 exons. Gene Ontology annotation, cellular component: extracellular matrix. Bases 276 to 3959 code for a protein of 1227 amino acids. Lineage: Eukaryota; Metazoa; Arthropoda; Insecta; Coleoptera; Buprestidae. Gene Ontology annotation, biological process: extracellular matrix organization. The record is from RefSeq and is a predicted model, not a curated record. Gene Ontology annotation, molecular function: metalloendopeptidase activity.
CGCGCUUCGUAUUAGUUGCACCCAAAGCUCAGCGUCGUCGGCGUCGCUCGGAAGUAGCGUAGAGUAGCGUAGUACUUCACGGACAGACAUUACCUACGGGUUCCGGUUUUAGUUUGCGCGAAAACCGAUGUGGCUUUAAAUUUUAAUAAACCGAUACUGUUAUUGGUAACGUCUCAUCGUCUCGUAUAGGAUAGAAUGGAGCCGAGAGCGAACAUAAAUAUCUUCUCCAGGAAAUAUCACAGUUCUGCUGAAUAAACAAGGGAUAAAGGGACCAAAUGAGUAAUUCCAGAAAAAUGGAUCUUUUGUUUAUCUUGACCCUGGUUUCCUUGGUCGCUGCAAUAAGGGGCGAACCCAAGAACAGUAGCGUACUGAUUGGAAAUAUCGAUCAUAAUGACAUCACCUACGAUGGGGACUCUGAAAAGGAAUUACAGUCGGAGUUACAACAUGUAGAUAUUAGAAGAAAUGAAUGGGAAGACUGGUCAGAUUGGUCGCCAUGUUCUCGAUCUUGUGAUGGCGGAGUAUCUCAUCAAUUACGUAGAUGUGUAGGCAUAAAAUGCAGAGGAGAAAUAGUGCGCUACAAAAUUUGUAACAUGCAGCCUUGUCCGGAUUACUCCGAUUUUCGAGAAAACCAGUGCGCUUCGUUUAACAACAUUCCCUACGACAACCAAUUACUGCGAUGGGUCGCCUACUACGACGACCAUAACCCGUGCACUUUAAUGUGCAAAGGCAAGCCAACCGAUUCCUCCGAAACUAAGUCCGAAGAAGAUACAGUAAUGGUGGUUGCCAAGUUAGCUGAUAAAGUCCACGACGGGACGAGAUGUCGACCAGGAAGUCUUGAUAUGUGUAUAGACGGAAAAUGUCAGAGGGUUGGUUGUGACCUGCGGAUAGGGUCAACUCUUCAAAUUGAUAACUGCGGCGUUUGCGGCGGGGAUGGUACUUCCUGUUCUCAGCCGUUGUACCAUUGGACUCUUAAGUUCGUUUCCCUAUGUUCAGUGACGUGUGGAGGGGGCUAUAAAAUGACAAGUCCAGUUUGUCAAAACCGAGUUACUGGAGCUCAAGUCGAAGAGGACCUUUGCAAUGCUUCUCAGAAACCGGAUGCUUCUGUUGUUAGAUGCAACAUUCACAGUUGCCCACCAAAAUGGCAUGCCGCAGACUGGGAAGAAUGUUCGGCCAGUUGUGGAGGAGGCAUUAGAACUCGACAGAUUUACUGCGUUGAAGAAACAAACAACACGAAAAUAAAGGUUGACGAAGAGAAGUGUUCGUCAGCCAGGAAGCCGAAGUUCCAAGAGCCCUGCAAUCAAGUGGAUUGUCCUAAAUGGCACACGUCUCCUUGGUCGGGGUGUUCAGUGUCGUGCGGUGAAGGAGUUCAAGUUCGAAUAGUGGAUUGUCGUGACGCUCACGAUUAUCCUAGUGCAUUCUGUGAUCCUGACUUAAAGCCUACGUCUUCUAAGCUUUGUUCCACUGGAAUUCAGUGUCCCACUUUCCACAAUUCCGUUGAGGAAAUUUUACCCAAUCUUUACCACACACAACCCCUCGUUCAUCCCUAUCCGCCACCUGCGCCAGCACAGGCGGAACGACUUAUUGGCACACAAAUCGUACCAUCGGAGACCACACACUUCUCUUCUAGGUUCAUUCCCGAAGAGUGGGGUCCUUGCAGUGUAACCUGCGGCGAGGGCAUUCGAAAACGCGAAGUUCAUUGUAAAAUAUUUCUAGAAUUUUCAAAAACAAUCGCUAAACUUCCCGAUCAGCAAUGCACAGGACCGAAACCUAUCGAAGUAGAAAAGUGUUUUAUGGAGUCUUGUUCUUCCGAACGAAUCGACAUAAAAGACGAUCCUUAUCGGUCUGAGAAUAUGCCGCCGGGAGCAACGUAUUCCUGGAAGACGGAGGGUUUUACCCAGUGCACGGCGUCAUGUCUAGGCGGUGUUCAGGAACUUAUAGUGAAGUGCGUUCGCGAUGAUACACAGAAAGAAAUAGCCUUUUACAUGUGUCCGAAAGAGACAAAGCCUCAAGUGGUUGUGCAGGCGUGCAACGACUUUGCGUGUCCUCCGAGAUGGAAUUUUUCCGAUUUUUCGUCGUGUUCUCAGUCGUGUGGUAUUGGCAUACAAACUAGGGAAGUACACUGCAUUCAUGAAGUUUCUCAAGUAGGAGGAAGUAUUAUUAACGUCCCUAGUGAUAGAUGUCCUCAGCCGGCACCGCCCGACAGGCAAUUCUGCAAUGUCCUCGAUUGUCCAAUAAGAUGGAAAACGUCCGAGUGGUCAAAAUGUAGUAAGAGUUGUGGCGGAGGCGAGAAAACACGCAGCGUGGAGUGCAAACAGGUCAUGGCCCAAAACCAUACAGUUGAAAGACCCCUGUCUGCUUGCCCCGGCCAAAAACCACCCGACAAAAAACCGUGCAACACUAAAAGCUGUGUAACUGAUACAGAUAAACCCAUAAUCGAUACCCUAAAUACGACAUACAUUCAACACGAUUGGAAAAAGGACAAGGUAUCCCUUAGGGUUGGUGGUGCAGCCACCGUCUUCUCGGGUACGACAAUAAAAAUUAAAUGUCCGGUUAAAAGGUUCAAUCGAUCGCUUAUUGCUUGGACAAAAGAUAACAGUCGUUUGCAGAAUAUUAAAAAAUAUAAAGUAUCAAAGAAGGGGGCGCUACGAGUGUUGAACAUCAGUCAUAAGGAUCAUGGGAUUUACACUUGCACUGCUGGAAAGUCUUCCGCUAGUCUGACGUUAAUGGUGAAACCUAGACCAGGAGAAUUUCCGUCGUCAGAAGAAAUACAGAAACAUUCGCAAAAGUACAUGGAGAAACAGGGACGCCAAAUUGGAUUGUCCAGGUAUCCGACUAUGGUUCCCGAUUGGAAUGAGGAUCUAUCCCAUGAAGGUCAAACGGAACUAGUUAGGAAAACUUCCACGAGCAAGAGCAAAGCUCCGACAUAUUUGUCAGUUAGUGAAAAACCCAUUAGCAGUAACAGUCUGAAUGGCUUGCCUCCCGACGACAUCAACACGAAUUUCGAUUAUAGGGAUGUGUCUUUAAACACGCCCGCUUUAUCGAAUUCCGAAGCGGGUGUUUUAGAAGGCACUUCAAGUUCAGGAAACCGUGUUAUGCCACACUUUCAACAACUUUUGUUAAAUUUGCAGUACUUGUGGCCGUUCCAGAUGUUCGGCAGCUCUCGUGGUCACCGAAUGGUGACCAUAUCUGAAAAUGAAAACGCGGAAGACUUCACGGAAAUACCAGAAUUAGAUGAGACAGCUUUCACAUCACAGAUGGGCGCUUCAUCGGGAAUUGUGCCUACCGAAAUGACUACGUUUAGAUGGUUUGCUACCAAAUGGUCAAGUUGUUCAGAGACUUGCGGUAAAGAUGGCUUUCAAAUUCGUACCUUCCAGUGUGCGAUUGUGUCCGGGAAUAUCACAAAGUUUGUAAACAACACGCUUUGUGAAGAAUCCGGUGUUAAAAUACCGAAAAUCAUGAAGAAGUGUGAGACUGAACCUUGUUCCUUUUGGAAUGCAUCCCACUGGACACCCUGCAAUGUGUCGAAGUGCUUCAAAUUAAAUACAGCAAUUCAAAGACGGGAAGUUAUCUGUCAACUUGAAAGCGGAGAAGUUGUAAAUCCACGAAAAUGCGACAGUAAUAACAAACCUCCUUACAGGCAAGAAUGUCACAAUGUAAAUUGUAAGGGGAAAUGGAUUGGCAGUCCUUGGUCUGCGUGUUCAGCAGCAUGCGAUUCAAAUGGUUUCAAAUACCGAAUAAUUCAUUGUGUUUGGAUUGGAACUAAGAGAAUUGCUGGGAAUGUAUGUAAUAACCAAAAAAGGCCUUCCGUUAUAAAGAAAUGUAAGGGGUCACCAUGUUACACAAAAGAUUCUUUAUGCAGAGAUAUUUCUCAGUUCUGUCCCAACGUAAGAAAGAUGAACCUGUGCCGACUGAAGCAUUACAAACAUCAAUGCUGCCAAACUUGUCGACACAUCCAAUAGGAUUUAUUAAGGAAGGUCUAGCGGUGUACAAAUUAAAAAGGUAUUAACUAAACAAAAAUAAUGUCACGAAUGAGAUUCCGUGUGGAGGGGAUUAUUGGUUCGUGUAAAAGACUGAUAUUUCACUGGUCGUUAGCAAAUAUGAUAUAAGUAAAGGAUCUCUUUGUUUGUUUCCGAGAAGAGAACGAGAGUAUAAUUCAUAGAGUUAUUAAUGAAUAAUAAUAAAAUAAUUAAUUUCAUGACAAACAUUUCGCUGUUCCUUGAACUAUUCAUAAAAUGGCUUACCUACUAAGUAUUAAAGUUUUACAAACAAUUUCAGUUACCAGCACUUAAAUAUUACGAAAAAUAAUAAGUAAUUUUUAAAUAACUGUAAAUAAAAUUAUUCCAAUAGGUGCAUUUAUAUAUAUGUAUAAGUACUUUUGUUACCUACCACUAGUACACGAUUUAGUUCAACUUAGCGAAUAAAAAUGACGCACUUUAUAUUUUUCACAUUCUUUUGAAAGCGUUUAUUAUAGGUAGACUAAUAUAAUUAUUGUUUAAGUAUAGUUUCUUUUAAACACCUGCCCAUCGUUAUUAAUACACAAGAGGGCAAAUAUGUUCCUAAUACGUAUUUAUAUUUAUUAAGAAAGCAGUGGCAACUUAGAUAUAUUUUAUAAACUUUCAUAAAACAAAUACGCAGAAAUUCAAUAAGAAAACAGCAAAGUCUUAUAGGUAAUAAUUAAUUUGUUAAUGAAUUGUUAAACGUAUAGGAAAAAUUAAGAGAUUGUAUUUAAUGCAGAGGAAUAUGGUCUCUCGACGCUUGCGCAUAAUGUUUGUUAUUAAACAACAAAUUUGAUUCUUAUAUUUUGUAAGAAUUUUGUAAAAAUGCAACAUUUUCCUCCACAAUCUGUUUAAUUAGUUUAAGAUGAUUCAGGAAUUUUUCCGGAAAAUGAAGCAGAUGCUUAUAUUUGGGUAAGAAUCACAACUGUUUAAAAGAAAACGUUUUAACUACUAGAAAUUUAAAACCCCACCAAAUUAUGUAUCAAUAUUAUAUACAAUACGAAAUCAGUGGCUUACUAAAUAUUUCUUCAACAUUAUUAAUUAAAUUUCCGUCGAAAUUAAUGACUACCCUUGUACUGAUCUAGAUUUUCGUAGGGCAAAAAAGGUAACGAGAUGACUUGGCUAGCCACUGACGUAAAUAGUUAAUAUUUUGAGACUGAGAUUGUUAUAAUUAUAACAUAUUUAAUAAUAUAACAACAGAGAAAGAUUAAAGUGGCAUUUUGAAAAGUUUAGGAGUUAAAAUUAUGUAGGCAUUUAAAUGGAUUGGAAAGAACAAUACAAUUCUAAAGAUAUAAAAACAAUAAGUUGAAAAGCUUUAGCCAAGCUCUGUUGUUUUAUCCAGACAUUUUUGUAGGAUAUUUCAUGCUUUAAGAAAAUGACCUUGUUCAGCUUUCUCGUAUCUAACUUAAUUUUCCGAUUGGAAACGGUGUUUAAGGGUUCGAAUUGACCCAUACAAGCUUUCUACUGUUUGCAGAUUGACUGUUUGUUUUAAGAAUAAGUACAAUUAUUAUUUUAAGAGACAUACAGCUUUCAAAGUGUAACGUGUUUCCGUUAUAUUACGGAAUAUUAACUUGCCAUAAGUACUACCGGAAAAACGUAGUUCUAUUUAAUUCCGGCAGAUUCUCUCCAUUAUUUGUUUACUUUUCUUGAUCUUCACUGCAAAAUUAUCUUUCUCUCAUAUCGCUUCUCCUAUUUUAUCUUAAUGUAAUAUCAGAGCAAAUUUAACAAUUGUGUACUUUUGAUUUAAAUUAUUGAAUAUCGAAAUGUUUUCCUCAGUUUACAUUCCCUUGACGAUAAUUUCUAGUAGGUAUUAGAAAAGGUACGUACGUACUCAUAAGUACUGUUGUUACAUUCCAUUAUAUUCCGUCGAUUUAGUUUAAUAUAACAGUAGAUAGAUGUUGAAUUUUGAAGUGAAAUUUUACUUUUGGCGGGAAGAUUUUGCAGAUUUGCAAUUUCUUAAGUAUUCAAUAAGAAUGCUUACAAAAGUAACCCGAGAAGCAAUUGCAUUACAUAUUAUGUAGAUGGAAUAGCAACCUAUUACUUUAAGAAAUUGUUAUUUCUAUGUUGAAGACGUUUGAUUAUUUUAAAUAAAUAAAGGAAAUGUAAAACAAAAACUGCAUUUCUUGUUCGUUAAGUUAAAUUUUCAGAGGCAUAAAUGGGAAUCAAAUAUUUAUGUGAAUUAGCUCUCCAGGAAGUCUAGAGGAUCGUUCAAGCCAUCGAGUAAAGAUUUUGAUUUCUUCUUCUAAGGCGAUCGUACCAGGUAUUUAUUUGUUUAACUGUAUAACAAAAUUAA